UGGGAGGUGCUGUGGCUUGGGGUGUUUGUGUCACUCCGGGAAUGUCCCCCCAGGUGUCCCUCAUGUCGCCACAACUGUCCCUGUGUCGCCGCGGGUCUCCCUGUGCCCCCCUCGUGUGUGUCCCUGUGUCCUUCAGGUGUCCCCAGAGAUGUUCCUGUGUCCCCUACUGGUGUCCGUGUGUCCCCGGGAAUGUCCCCUGGGUGUCCCCCGGGUGUCUCUCUCCCUGCUCUGUGUCACCGUGGGUGUCCCCAGGAUGUCCCUGUCCCCCUGCAUCCCCCCAUGCGUGUCCCUUGUGUGACCCCAGGGUGACUCCACAUCCUCCCCGCGGGUUCUUCCCCUUGGACAUCCCCUCAGCUGUCCCUAUGUCCUGUGUGUCCCCAUGGAUGUCCCCAUGGAUGUCCCCGCAUCCUAUGCCAUGUGCCUGUGUGUCCUUGCUGUCCCCAGAGAUGUCCCUGUGUCCCCCCGUGUGUUCCCCGCGGCUGUCCCCGUGUUUCUCCACAAUGUCCCUGGUUGCCUCUGCGUGUCCCCAUGUCCCCGUUUUCCCGCAGGACGAUGCCGGUGACCCUGGAACUGCGGCUCCUUCUGCUGGCGCUGGCGCUGCGGGGUGAGGCCGUGUCCCCCUCGGUGUCCCCCUCGGUGUCCCCCUCGGUGUCGCCUGCCGAGCCGCCCUCCGAGACGUGCGGGGCAGCGCUGGCCGAUGUGCUGCGGCGGCUGCGGGAGCUCGAGGGACACGUGCAGGCGCUGAGGGGACACUGCGGGGACACGGGGGGACCCCAGGCCGGCACAGGCCGGUCGGUGCAGCUCUGUGCCCCCCCCGCCGGCGGGGGCUGUGCCUGCCCCGCCCCGUCGGGCCAGGCCCCCCCCCCGGCCCCGCCGCCCCCGCCGUGUCCCCGCGGCUGCAGUGACCAGGGCCGGUGCGAGCGCGGCCGCUGCCGCUGCUUCCCGGGCUUCAGCGGCCCCGACUGCGCCAGCCCCGCCUGCGCCCCGGGCUGGGGCGGGACCCGCUGCGACAUCGAGGUGCCCUGGGUGACACCACGGUUGGCCUCCCGCACCCCGACGUCCCUGCGCAUCUCGUGGCCCCAGCCCCUCGUUCCUCCUGAUGGCUACCGGGUGACACUUGUCCCCCUGGAUGACCCUGUGGCCAUGACAACGCACGAGCUGCCCAGCUCUGCUGUCGCCUUCUCAGUGACAGGGCUGUCCCCAGGCCGCCCCUUCGAGCUGCUGGUCCAAGCCCGGCGGGGGCCACACCUGGGGGCACCCGGGGUGCUGCGUCUGCGCACAGCUCUCAUCCCACCUGUGCCCCACUACGAGGGGUCCCCAGGGUCGCCUCAGGGCUCCCUGGGGUCCCCAGCAGUGGCACCAUCAGCCCGAGAGCCCCCAGAGUCCCCAGGGUCCCCAGGAUCACCAGUGUCACCCCUAUCACCAGACUUGUCCUUGGGAUCACCCACGUCUUUGGGGUCACCAGCAUCCCCAGCAGCUCGAGGGUCCCUGGGGUCCCCAGCACCCUCGAGGUCAUCAGUGUCACCACAAUCCCCAGAGUCACCAGCAUCACCAGAAUCCCCAGGGUCACCAGUGUCACCAGAUUUCUCGGUGUCACCAGCGUCCCCAGAGUCCCCAGUGUUUCCAGGGUCCACGCCACCGCCGUGGUCCCCAGUGUCCCCACUGUCCCCAGGCAUCCCCUCCCUGCAGGACCUGGUGGCCCGGCUGUCCACGUACAGUGGCUCCCUGCUCCAGCGCCUCGAGAGCCACCUCAGGGCCACCAACUACCCACUCCGUGGCAACCAGACAGUGCCAGGGGUGGCCCGUGCCAUCCUGGCCUACAUCCUGCGCCGACACCCCGCCCUGGGGAGGGGACAGGGAUCCACGGGGGAGAGUGGAAACCAGGAGCCAGUGCCGGAAUGGGGGGACAUGGAUGGGGUGAAGCUGACAGAGCCAUGGAGGGACGUGGGGAAAACAGCUGCAGAAGAGCCAGAGGAACUGCCCCUGCCCUCAGAGGAGCAAAAACAUCCGAAACUUCAAACUGAGACACCCCCAUCUGAUGCCCUCCCGGUGCAGGCGGUGCUGGGGGAGCUGAGGGUGUCCAGUGUCAGCCCAGACUCUGUGCAGCUGCAGUGGAGCGUCCCCAGGGGCUCCUUUGACUCCUUCACGCUGCAGUACCGGGAUGCCCAGGGCCAGCCCCAGGCCCUGCCCAUGGAUGGAGGGUCCCGCUGGGUGACAGUGCCAGGGCUGUCACCAUCCCGCCGGUACCGCUUCCACCUCUACGGGCUGAGGGGAGGGAAGAGGAUUGACCAUGUCUCCACUGAGGUCACAACAGCUGCAGAAGAGCCAGAGGAACUGCCCCUGCCCACAGAGGAGCCACAGCAUGAGAAACCCCAAACUGAGGCACCCACAUCUGAGGCUGCUCCAGUGCAGGCGGUGCUGGGGGAGCUGAGGGUGUCCAGUGUCAGCCCAGACUCUGUGCAGCUGCAGUGGAGCGUCCCCAGGGGCUCCUUUGACUCCUUCACGCUGCAGUACCGGGAUGCCCAGGGCCAGCCCCAGGCCCUGCCCAUGGAUGGAGGGUCCCGCUGGGUGACAGUGCCAGGGCUGUCACCAUCCCGCCGGUACCGCUUCCACCUCUACGGGCUGAGGGGAGGCAAAAGGACUGACCGUGUCUCCACUGACAUCGUCACAGCGAGUGAAGACCCUUUGCCCUUAGAGAAGCCCCAAGAGGAGAAGCUGCAGACCGAGUCUCCUUCAUCUGAGGCACCCCCGGUGCGACCAGCGCUGGGAGAGCUGAGGGUGUCCAGUGUCAGCCCAGACUCUGUGCAGCUGCAGUGGACAGUCCCUGAGGGCUCCUUUGACUCCUUCACGCUGCAGUACCGGGAUGCCCAGGGCCAGCCCCAGGCCCUGCCCAUGGAUGGAGGGUCCCGCUGGGUGACAGUGCCAGGGCUGUCACCAUCCCGCCGGUACCGCUUCCACCUCUACGGGCUGAGGGGCAGGAAGAAGAUUGAUCAUGUCUCCACUGAGGUCACAACAGCUGCAGAAGAGCCAGAGGAACUGCCCCUGCCCACAGAGGAGCCGCAGCAUGAGAAACCCCAAACUGAGGCACCCACAUCUGAGGCUGCUCCAGUGCAGGCGGUGCUGGGGGAGCUGAGGGUGUCCAGUGUCAGCCCAGACUCUGUGCAGCUGCAGUGGAGCGUCCCCAGGGGCUCCUUUGACUCCUUCACGCUGCAGUACCGGGAUGCCCAGGGCCAGCCCCAGGCCCUGCCCAUGGAUGGAGGGUCCCGCUGGGUGACAGUGCCAGGGCUGUCACCAUCCCGCCGGUACCGCUUCCACCUCUACGGGCUGAGGGGCAGGAAGAGGAUUGACCAUGUCUCCACUGAGGUCAUGACAGCGAGUGAAGAACUCCUGCCCUCAGAGGAGCCCCAGCAGGAGAAGCCCAAAACUGACUCCACUGCAUCUGAGGCACCCCCAGUUCGACCAGCGCUUGGAGAGCUGAAAGUCUCCAGUGUCAGCCCAGACUCUGUGCAGCUGCAGUGGAGCGUCCCCAGGGGCUCCUUUGACUCCUUCACGCUGCAGUACCGGGAUGCCCAGGGCCAGCCCCAGGCCCUGCCCAUGGAUGGAGGGUCCCGCUCGGUGACAGUGCCAGGGCUGUCACCAUCCCGCCGGUACCGCUUCCACCUCUACGGGCUGAGGGGAGGCAAAAGGACUGACCGUGUCUCCACUGACAUCGUCACAGCGAGUGAAGACCCUUUGCCCUUAGAGGAGCCCCAAGAGGAGAAGCUGCAGACUGAGUCUCCUUCAUCUGAGGCACCCCCGGUGCGACCAGCGCUGGGAGAGCUGAAAGUCUCCAGUGUCAGCCCAGACUCUGUGCAGCUGCAGUGGACAGUCCUUGAGGGCUCCUUUGACUCCUUCACGCUGCAGUACCGGGAUGCCCAGGGCCAGCCCCAGGCCCUGCCCAUGGAUGGAGGGUCCCGCUGGGUGACAGUGCCAGGGCUGUCACCAUCCCGCCGGUACCGCUUCCACCUCUACGGGCUGAGGGGAGGGAAGAGGAUUGACCAUGUCUCCACUGAGGCUGAGACAGCCACAGACAAGCCAGAGGAGCCACCCUCACCAUCAGAGGAGCCCCAAAGUGAAGCCCCACCAACUGAGGAGCAGCCUGAGCAGCCCCAAACUGAGCAGCCCCAAACUGAGCAGCCCCAAACUGAGCUCCCCCCGGUGCGACCAGUGCUGGGGGAGCUGAGGGUGUCCAGUGUCAGCCCAGACUCUGUGCAGCUGCAGUGGAGCGUCCCCAGGGGCUCCUUUGACUCCUUCACGCUGCAGUACCGGGAUGCCCAGGGCCAGCCCCAGGCCCUGCCCAUGGAUGGAGGGUCCCGCUGGGUGACAGUGCCAGGGCUGUCACCAUCCCGCCGGUACCGCUUCCACCUCUACGGGCUGAGGGGAGGCAAAAGGACUGACCGUGUCUCCACUGACAUCCUCACAGCGAGUGAAGAACUCCUGCCCUCAGAGGAGCCCCAGCAGGAGAAGCCCAAAACCGAAUCCCCUGCAUCUGAGGCACCCCCAGUUCGACCAGCGCUGGGAGAGCUGAAAGUCUCCAGUGUCAGCCCAGACUCUGUGCAGCUGCAGUGGACAGUCCCUGAGGGCUCCUUUGACUCCUUCACGCUGCAGUACCGGGAUGCCCAGGGCCAGCCCCAGGCCCUGCCCAUGGAUGGAGGGUCCCGCUGGGUGACAGUGCCAGGGCUGUCACCAUCCCGCCGGUACCGCUUCCACCUCUACGGGCUCAGGGGAGGGAAGAGCAUUGACCAUGUCUCCACUGAGGCUGUGACAGCCACAGACAAGCCAGAGGAGCCACCCUCACCAUCAGAGGAGCCCCAGAGUGAAGCCCCACCAACUGAGGAGCAGCCUGAGCAGCCCCAAACUGAGCAGCCCCAAACUGAACUCCCCCCAGUGCGGGCAGUGCUGGGGGAGCUGAGGGUGUCCAGUGUCAGCCCAGACUCUGUGCAGCUGCAGUGGAGCGUCCCCAGGGGCUCCUUUGACUCCUUCACGCUGCAGUACCGGGAUGCCCAGGGCCAGCCCCAGGCCCUGCCCAUGGAUGGAGGGUCCCGCUCGGUGACAGUGCCAGGGCUGUCACCAUCCCGCCGGUACCGCUUCCACCUCUACGGGCUGAGGGGAGGCAAAAGGACUGACCGUGUCUCCACUGACAUCCUCACAGCGAGUGAAGACCCUUUGCCCUUAGAGGAGCCCCAGGAGGAGAAGCUGCAGACCGAGUCUCCUUCAUCUGAGGCACCCCCGGUGCGACCAGCGCUGGGAGAGCUGAGGGUGUCCAGUGUCAGCCCAGACUCUGUGCAGCUGCAGUGGAGCGUCCCCAGGGGCUCCUUUGACUCCUUCACGCUGCAGUACCGGGAUGCCCAGGGCCAGCCCCAGGCCCUGCCCAUGGAUGGAGGGUCCCGCUCGGUGACAGUGCCAGGGCUGUCACCAUCCCGCCGGUACCGCUUCCACCUCUACGGGCUGAGGGGAGGCAAAAGGACUGACCGUGUCUCCACUGACAUCGUCACAGCGAGUGAAGAACUCCUGCCCUCAGAGGAGCCCCAGCAGGAGAAGCCCAAAACCGAAUCCCCUGCAUCUGAGGCACCCCCAGUUCGACCAGCGCUGGGAGAGCUGAAAGUCUCCAGUGUCAGCCCAGACUCUGUGCAGCUGCAGUGGACAGUCCCUGAGGGCUCCUUUGACUCCUUCACGCUGCAGUACCGGGAUGCCCAGGGCCAGCCCCAGGCCCUGCCCAUGGAUGGAGGGUCCCGCUGGGUGACAGUGCCAGGGCUGUCACCAUCCCGCCGGUACCGCUUCCACCUCUACGGGCUCAGGGGAGGGAAGAGCAUUGACCAUGUCUCCACUGACAUCGUCACAGAUGCAGCAGUGACAGAGCAGCUGCCCCUACCCUCAGUGGAGCCCCAGCCUGAGGAACACAAACCUGAGCAACACCAAACUGAGCAGCCCCAAACUCAGCAACCCCAAACUGAGCAACCCCAAACUGAGAAACCCCAAACUGAGGCACCCACAUCUGAGGCUGCUCCAGUGCAGGCGGUGCUGGGGGAGCUGAGGGUGUCCAGUGUCAGCCCAGACUCUGUGCAGCUGCAGUGGAGCGUCCCCAGGGGCUCCUUUGACUCCUUCACGCUGCAGUACCGGGAUGCCCAGGGCCAGCCCCAGGCCCUGCCCAUGGAUGGAGGGUCCCGCUGGGUGACAGUGCCAGGGCUGUCACCAUCCCGCCGGUACCGCUUCCACCUCUACGGGCUGAGGGGAGGCAAAAGGACUGACCGUGUCUCCACUGACAUCCUCACAGCGAGUGAAGACCCUUUGCCCUUAGAGGAGCCCCAAGAGGAGAAGCUGCAGACCGAGUCUCCUUCAUCUGAGGCACCCCCGGUGCGACCAGCGCUGGGAGAGCUGAGGGUGUCCAGUGUCAGCCCAGACUCUGUGCAGCUGCAGUGGACAGUCCUUGAGGGCUCCUUUGACUCCUUCACGCUGCAGUACCGGGAUGCCCAGGGCCAGCCCCAGGCCCUGCCCAUGGAUGGAGGGUCCCGCUGGGUGACAGUGCCAGGGCUGUCACCAUCCCGCCGGUACCGCUUCCACCUCUACGGGCUGAGGGGAGGGAAGAAGAUUGAUCAUGUCUCCACUGAGGUCACAACAGCUGCAGAAGAGCCAGAGGAACUGCCCCUGCCCACAGAGGAGCCACAGCAUGAGAAACCCCAAACUGAGGCACCCACAUCUGAGGCUGCUCCAGUGCAGGCGGUGCUGGGGGAGCUGAGGGUGUCCAGUGUCAGCCCAGACUCUGUGCAGCUGCAGUGGAGCGUCCCCAGGGGCUCCUUUGACUCCUUCACGCUGCAGUACCGGGAUGCCCAGGGCCAGCCCCAGGCCCUGCCCAUGGAUGGAGGGUCCCGCUGGGUGACAGUGCCAGGGCUGUCACCAUCCCGCCGGUACCGCUUCCACCUCUACGGGCUGAGGGGCAGGAAGAAGAUUGACCAUGUCUCCACUGAGGUCAUGACAGCGAGUGAAGAACUCCUGCCCUCAGAGGAGCCCCAGCAGGAGAAGCCCAAAACCGAAUCCCCUGCAUCUGAGGCACCCCCAGUUCAACCAGCGCUGGGAGAGCUGAAAGUCUCCAGUGUCAGCCCAGACUCUGUGCAGCUGCACUGGAGCGUCCCCAGGGGCUCCUUUGACUCCUUCACGCUGCAGUACCGGGAUGCCCAGGGCCAGCCCCAGGCCCUGCCCAUGGAUGGAGGGUCCCGCUGGGUGACAGUGCCAGGGCUGUCACCAUCCCGCCGGUACCGCUUCCACCUCUACGGGCUCAGGGGAGGGAAGAGGAUUGACCAUGUCUCCACUGAGGCUGUGACAGCCACAGACAAGCCAGAGGAGCCACCCUCACCAUCAGAGGAGCCCCAAAGUGAAGCCCCACCAACUGAGGAGCAGCCUGAGCAGCCCCAAACUGAGCAGCCCCAAACUGAGCAGCCCCAAAAUGAGCUGCCCCUGGUGCGACCAGUGCUGGGGGAGCUGAGGGUGUCCAGUGUCAGCCCAGACUCUGUGCAGCUGCAGUGGAGCGUCCCCAGGGGCUCCUUUGACUCCUUCACGCUGCAGUACCGGGAUGCCCAGGGCCAGCCCCAGGCCCUGCCCAUGGAUGGAGGGUCCCGCUGGGUGACAGUGCCAGGGCUGUCACCAUCCCGCCGGUACCGCUUCCACCUCUACGGGCUGAGGGGAGGCAAAAGGACUGACCGUGUCUCCACUGACAUCCUCACAGAUGCAGCAGUGACAGAGCAGCUGCCCCUACCCUCAGUGGAGCCCCAGCCUGAGGAACACAAACCUGAGCAACACCAAACUGAGAAACCCCAAACUGAGGCUGCCCCUGUGCGGGCAGUGCUGGGGGAGCUGAAAGUCUCCAGUGUCAGCCCAGACUCUGUGCAGCUGCAGUGGAGCGUCCCCAGGGGCUCCUUUGACUCCUUCACGCUGCAGUACCGGGAUGCCCAGGGCCAGCCCCAGGCCCUGCCCAUGGAUGGAGGGUCCCGCUGGGUGACAGUGCCAGGGCUGUCACCAUCCCGCCGGUACCGCUUCCACCUCUACGGGCUGAGGGGCGGGAAGAGGAUUGACCAUGUCUCCACUGAGGCUGUGACAGGCGCCCCCGGGACCCUCUGGGUGGGCUCCGUGUGGCCCCGCAGUGCCCAGCUGCACUGGGACCCCCCACAAACCCCCCCUGAUGGCUACGAGCUGCAGUAUGGCCCCCCCGGGGGGGCCCAGCAGACCCUGUGGCUGCCCCCCGAGGCCAGGUCGCAGCAGCUCUGGGGGCUGGAGCCGGCCGGACGCUACGGGGUGCGGCUGUGGGGCCGGGGGGGAGCCCCCCAGAGCGCCCCCCUGGAGACCACCUUCGACACGCCGCCCCUGCCGCACCCGCACCCCCGGGACUGCGCCGAGGAGCAGCGGAACGGGCCCGGGCCCUCGCGGGAGACCCUCAUCUUCCUCGGGGGGGACCCCGCCCGGCCCCUCCGCGUCUUCUGCGACAUGGAGACGGACGGCGGCGGCUGGCUGGUGUUCCAGCGCCGCCAGGAUGGCAGCACCGAUUUUUGGAGGGGGUGGGAGUCGUACGCCCGCGGCUUCGGCAACGUCAGCGGCGAGUUCUGGCUCGGGAACGAGGCGCUGCACGCGCUGACGGCCGCGGCCCGCUCGGAGCUGCGCGUUGACCUGCGGAGCGGCCGCGACUCCGCCUUCGCCACCUAUCGCGACUUCGCUGUCGGCAGCGCCGCGGAGCGAUACCGGCUGCGGGUGGGGGCGUUCGGCGGCACCGCGGGCGACGCCCUCUCCUACCACUCGGGCAGCCCCUUCUCCACGCGGGACCGGGACUCGCGGGACCCUCGGGACCGCCGGGACCCCUCGGGGCGCCCCCACCCCCCGCCCUGCGCCGUGGCCUACGGGGGGGCCUGGUGGUACCGGAACUGCCACUACGCGAACCUGAACGGGCUGUACGGGACCCCCCGGGACCACCGGGGCAUCCACUGGUUCCCCUGGAAAGGCUUCAACGUCUCCAUCCCCUUCACCGAGAUGAAGCUGCGGCCCCAGCGAGACUGAGGGGGCUGUGGUCCCACAGUCUGGGGGGCUGGGGGGUCCUGACUGCUGGGGGUCCCAG
Messenger RNA from Oenanthe melanoleuca, 9136 nucleotides. RefSeq names its product tenascin-X-like. Gene Ontology annotation, molecular function: protein binding. The transcript is spliced from 31 exons. NCBI's taxonomy places the organism in Eukaryota, Metazoa, Chordata, Aves, Passeriformes, Muscicapidae. Bases 529 to 9078 code for a protein of 2849 amino acids. The record is from RefSeq and is a predicted model, not a curated record.